AGUCUCUCCCCGACUGAAGUCCCACUGAGCGGCUCUCAAACUUCAGUGUCGAGUCUGAAAGCGGAGAGCAGAGAGCCGACAGACAGGCAGAGUCGCAGCUAACCAACCUUUUUGGACCCGCAACAAAUGCGCAAACGGCCUCUUUGAAAUCUGCUUUUUAUCAAAGGUUACUAACGGUCGGUUUGGGGAUUUACACUCAGCUUUCGGUGUUUGAUUUUGAUGAUUUUCCUCCAUUGUUUUUUCGAAGUUUUCGACUGUCACGUCUUAGCUACGGACAUUUAUCUCGACUGUCUGUGGGAUUAAUCGUUUCAAUUCAACACUAAAUAAUUGAACUCUUAGCUACUUUCUGCGUAAGUCUGUUUUGGAGGGUGUUUUUUUUUCUAACGGAGCGAUAACGGUAAAGGCAACAUUUGGACCUGCCUUCGCCAUGGGGAAAUAGCGGGGGUCUCGCUCUCUAACCGACCCCGUGUUUUUUACCUUUUCAUGAUCAUUUUGUAAAAGACAGAGCUUAGUUUUUGACUAAAACAAUGAACAUGGAUGGUUGUCCGCUGAAGGUGGUGGUUUUUUUGUGGUGUCUGCUGGUGAUUUCUGGAUCCAGCUUUGAGAUAGGCUCCUACGACCUGGAGCGAGGCAGACCGGCCAAGUGCGAGCCCAUCGUGAUCCCCAUGUGCGAGGGGAUCGGCUACAACCUGACCCGGAUGCCCAACUUUAUGGACCACGACGACCAGAAGGAGGCUGCCAUCAAGCUGAAAGAGUUUGCCCCUCUGGUGGCUUAUGGCUGUGAUGUGCACCUCCGCUUCUUCCUCUGCUCCCUAUACGCCCCCAUGUGCACGGACAAAGUGUCGACCUCCAUCCCCGCCUGCAGACCCAUGUGUGAGCAGGCCAGGGAGAGGUGUGCCCCCAUCAUGAAGAAGUUCAGCUACACCUGGCCGGACUCGCUUGACUGCUCCAAGCUGCCCACCAGAAACGACCCCAACGCCUUGUGCAUGGAGGCCCCCGAGAACGAAACCAGGACAGAGGGCAAGAAAGGUGAAGGCAUGCUUCCGGUGCCCCCUCGCCCCAGGCAGCCAGGCACCAGCAGUGGUCGCUCUCCAGGCAGCAUGGGGUCCUGUGAAAACCCAGACAAGUUCCAGUUUGUGGAGAAGAGCCAGUCUUGUGCCCCACGCUGCUCCCCUGCUGUAGAUGUCUUCUGGUCCAGGCAGGACAAGGACUUUGCCUUCAUUUGGAUGGCAGUGUGGUCCAUCCUCUGCUUUGUCUCCACUGCCUUCACCGUCCUCACCUUUCUUUUGGAGCCUCACCGCUUCCAGUACCCUGAGCGCCCCAUAAUCUUCCUCUCCAUGUGUUAUAACGUCUACUCUGUGGCCUUCAUCAUCCGCUCAGUAGCAGGGGCUGAGAACAUCGCCUGUGACCGGGAGCACGGAGAACUGUACAUCAUCCAGGAAGGGCUGGAGUCAACAGGCUGCACCAUCGUCUUCCUCAUCCUCUACUACUUUGGCAUGGCCUCUUCUAUCUGGUGGGUCAUCCUCACCCUCACCUGGUUCCUGGCUGCAGGGAAGAAGUGGGGCCAUGAGGCUAUCGAAGCCCACAGCAACUACUUCCACAUGGCUGCGUGGGGCAUCCCGGCUCUGAAGACCAUCAUCAUCCUCACAAUGAGGAAGGUGGCUGGAGAUGAGCUGACAGGGCUGUGCUACGUGGGAAGCAUGGACUCCGGGGCGCUCACGGGCUUCGUCCUCAUCCCUCUGUCCUGCUACCUGAUCAUCGGCACAUCCUUCAUCCUCACAGGCUUCGUGGCUCUCUUUCACAUCCGGAAAGUGAUGAAGACGGAGGGCACCAACACAGAGAAGCUGGAGAAGCUCAUGGUGAAAAUCGGCAUCUACUCCAUCCUCUACACGGUGCCGGCCACCUGCGUCAUAGUCUGCUACUUCUACGAGAGGCUUAACAUGGACUACUGGAAGCUGAGGGGGCUGCAGAUGAAGUGCGGCUCAUUCAACGGUCUCAGCAGCGACUGCUCGCUGCAGACGUCUGUGCCCACGGUGGCCGUGUUCAUGCUGAAGAUCUUCAUGUCGCUGGUGGUCGGCAUCACCAGCGGCGUGUGGGUGUGGAGCUCUAAGACCCUGCAGACCUGGCAGGGCCUGUGCAGCCGGAAGCUGACAGACAGGACUAGAAGUAGAAAACCCUGCAGUGGCGUCAGCUGCGGCAGCACACACUGCCACUACAAAUCUCCUGCUGUGGUUCUGCACAUGGCCAAGACUGACCUGCACUCAGACAACCCCACACAUGUCUGAGAGGGAGCAUGACACACACACACACACACACACACACACACAGCCAAAUGCAACCACAUACAGUCACAAACACACCUAUGCCCUGAAUAAGGAGCUGCUAAAGACUUUGUAAGAAGAUGAGUGGUUGAAUUGAACAGUUGUCAGUUGCUGCUCUGCUGCUGCCGAGGGAUUCACAGGUACAGGUGUCACUAUGAGAAACUAUCUAUAAACAGUAUUCAAUGCAUAAAGGGAAAUGUUCAGUAUUGUUACCCAUAUUUUUCUGAUCCAUAGUGUUCUGUGCAGUAGACAUGCCCCAGUGUUUCAAAGCAAAAAAAAAGACUGUUAGGGGAGGUAUCAUGGGAAAUAUUGUCCUCCCUGAGAGUGGCAUGAUUAACUGUAUACAUCUGUAUAAAUGUUUUAUUUAUUGUAAAUAGAUUUAAUUUAAAGUUGUAUCUCAUCAGAUUUGUUGUUUAGAUGCAUUUAUUAAAGGUAAAGGGAAAUGAAGUGCCUUUUAUAAGAAUUCUGGUUCUGGCCUUUUUGGAGGAUAAUAAAUUUGUGAAAUUCAUGUUCAA
Molecule: messenger RNA, 2836 nt
Organism: Sander lucioperca (pikeperch)
Lineage: Eukaryota; Metazoa; Chordata; Actinopteri; Perciformes; Percidae
Gene: fzd9b
Product: frizzled class receptor 9b
Exons: 2
Coding region: 528-2285 (585 amino acids)
Biological process (GO): canonical Wnt signaling pathway; non-canonical Wnt signaling pathway
Cellular component (GO): plasma membrane
Molecular function (GO): Wnt-protein binding; Wnt receptor activity
Source: RefSeq, a predicted model, not a curated record